AGAGUGUUGUGUGAGCUCUGCCUUCCAGGCAGAACUCUGACAGUGUCACAUUCUGAGCUGUUUAACUGUUUCUCAAAGUCCUUGGCACCUGGCCCUUGUGAAGGAGGCAACCUGCAACAAGCCCAUUGGCUUUCCUCUUCCAUCCAUCGCUGCUGACUGACAGAUUUCCAUCUAGAGCCCGAGUUAUCAUUAACCCAGGAGGUCUUAAGAGACACCAGAAUGAAAGACCAAGAGACAAUUAAAGUACAAGAUUUUAAUGAGAUAUUGAAAAUGGGCCAAGAAAAUAUGAACGUGUUGGAGAGUGACUUGUCAGAAGAGAGGGGGAAGAGUCAGCACAUGACAUCAGCUUUCACCGCUAUCCAGGAGUCCUUGCAAGUGAAUAGUGAGGAAUUCCAAAAAUCAAAGUCAGAACUCCUGUGCCUUUAUAAGGAAAUCCAGAGUCUUCCAAGGGCUGAGGGCAGAGAGCAAUUUUUAGUAGUUUAUAACCUGCUACUGAGAGAGAAUUCUGAAUUAGAAGCCAAGGUCUCAAAGCUUGCACAAGAACUGGAACUGUUAAAACAUUGCUCUGUAGGGGACAGAACUGCUCAUGUGAUGACCAGUAAGAACAUCUGUGAAGACCUGGUGUCUAAAGGGCCACUUUUGGAAGUGGAGGCUGUGAACCCCAGUGAGGACAGACAGGCUCUCUGUUCUGAAUUAGGAGAAAGUAAACAUGAGGAAAUGGCAGACGGGUCAGUGAAGGCGGCCACUUUCCCGAGAGAGAGGCAGGAGUCACAGCAGAUGCCAGGCCAUGAAGUGGCCGAGGAGCCCAAGGAAGUUGGGAGGCUUGAAGAAGAGGCGAGCCUCCAGUCUCAGAGCUGUGGUGAUAGUUCAGAUGACAGUAGCACCAAGUAUUUAACAUCUGGAGAGAAAGCAAGCUACCAGCAUCAAGGGGAACUGCGGGAACUGCGGCAGAACCUGCACCGCCUGCAAAUCCUGUGCAACUCGGCUGAGAAGGAGCUGCGGUACGAGCGGGGCCGGAGCCUGGACUUGAAACAACAUAACAGCCUGCUCCAGGAGGAGAAUCUCAAGAUCAAAAUUGAACUCAAGCAGGCCCAGGAGAAGUUGCUGGACAACGCCAGGAUGCACUCCUCGCUCAUGGCAGAGUGGAAGCACUGUCAGCAGAAAGUCAAGGAGCUGGAGCUGGAGGGACUUAGGCAGACGCAGAGCCUUAAAUCCCAGCAGGGCCUACAGGAAAAGCUGGCUCGGGAGAAAUCCAAAGCAGAGGAAGCACAGGAAAAGAUUUUGGACCUGCAGCAGAAGCUAGACCACGCGAGACAAGUCUGCCUUUCAGAUGUUUGCAUUUUGCAUAAGAAACAACUAGAGGAAGAGAUAAAGGAAGCAAAGAGCAUCGAGGCCAGGCUGCGGCAGCAGUGCCAGGAGGAGCAGCAGAGGAGGAUCCUCCUAGACCGGGACAUAAAUGAGCUCCAGACACUAGUAAGAAUCUUGCAGGAUAAGGAGGAACAACAGGAAGCAGUCAAUUCCCAACAACAAGAGGCUCUGCGAGAACAACUGGAGCAGGAGAGAAGAAAGUGUGAAGAGUAUGUCAAGAGCAACCAGGAAUUGUCAGAGAAACUAUCUAGCUUGCAGCAAGAAAAGGAAGCCCUAUGGCAAGAACACGGGCAGUUUUUGGAGCAACUUGGUGAUCACAUGAGAAACUACAAAGACAAACACCACUGUCACAAAGCCAAGCUUCAAAAGGUCAAGGACCGUCUAACUCACGAGUUAGAGGUACGGAAUAAGAGGAUUAAAGAACUUGAAGAUGAAACUGGGAAACUGCAACAGAAAAAUGAAAUGGAGAAAGUGUUCCAGGGGCAAAUCAUGGCCCAAAAUGACAACCUCCUCCUGGAAAAGAGGAAGCUUCUAGAACAAGUCACAAAUCAAGAAGAACUGAUUUGCAGCAGCAAGUGCACAAUAUCUGCCUUCCAGAGCAAGGCGUCUUUACUGGAUAAAGAAAACCAGCAGUUGCAGGAGAACUGCCUCCGGCUCAUGCAGCAAAUUGGCCUCUUGGAGCAAAUUAUAAGGAGCAUCCAGAUUCGCAGAGAAGAGGAAACAGUAAUUACUGACAACGCUGCAUUUGAAAUACUCAAAAAGAUACUACCUUUACAAAACUCCAGUUUCUCAGGGACAGGCUUCGUAUUGUCAGCUGAAAAUCUCCAGGAGACUGAGCUGCAUGAAUCAGAAGGAGCAACAGGAAUCCCCAAGUCCCCUGAGCCUCUCUCAUGUUCACAGGAUUCAGAGAGUGGAUAUAUAAAUGUGACUUCUCUAAAAGAGACACACAACACACAAGGGGACCAGAAGCCAGAACUAUGACCCCACUGGUCUCUACAACAAGACUAAUCAUGCCCACGAACUCAGAGCCUGGAUAUAAAGGUACAAACCAAGCUGGAGCAGUCUCACUGAACACCCUGGACAUCAACAAGGAUUCCUCAAAAUCGCUUACUAAACAGUCAUUAAAAUUUUUCAAAAAUGGAAUUGUUUGAUAUACCUAUUGAUAAUGAGGUUUGUAAUUUUUUUC
Molecule: messenger RNA, 2554 nt
Organism: Mus pahari (shrew mouse)
Lineage: Eukaryota; Metazoa; Chordata; Mammalia; Rodentia; Muridae
Gene: Ccdc30
Product: coiled-coil domain containing 30
Exons: 16
Coding region: 220-2349 (709 amino acids)
Source: RefSeq, a predicted model, not a curated record